AUGGAGGCUUCACCACCAUCACCGGACAAUAAUGAACACACUAACGUCACUUACGAUCUUCAAGAUUUCCAAACAUCGAUCUUCGUUUGCCUCGUGGGAAUAUUGCUCAUCGUCAUCUUCAUUCAAAUCUCCGAGCGAGUCGUCACCUGGCUACGGCGCGAAGUCGCCGUCGAUCAUCUUGACCUCGAAUUGGUCCAAAUCGCCAAUUAUCAACUCGAAAAUUCAGAUUGGCCCGAUGAAGCUAUGGCGCUGAACAAUGUGUGGGUGAUGGAGAUUUUCAACGGGUUCAUGGUGUAUUUGGCCGAAAGGCAAAUCUCGGGGCUAACCCCAGAGUUCUUGGAGCAGGCUUUGCCUUGCGUGACCUACAAAAGCUUGGGACAAACAACGUUAGAUGAAUGUGUGAUUUGUUUGGAUGGUUUUGAAGAUGAUGAAAUGUGUCGGGUUUUCCCAGUCUGCGAACAUGUUUUUCAUUUCAGUUGCAUAGAUAACUGGUUGAGAAACCAUUUAACUUGUCCGAUUUGUCGGAAUUGUAUACUAGAUGGUGUGAGCAUAGCAUUGACAAUGUAA
Gossypium raimondii (Peruvian cotton) is the source of this 567-nucleotide messenger RNA. Its product is annotated as RING-H2 finger protein ATL65. The record is from RefSeq and is a predicted model, not a curated record. The transcript has a single exon. NCBI's taxonomy places the organism in Eukaryota, Viridiplantae, Streptophyta, Magnoliopsida, Malvales, Malvaceae. The coding region runs from base 1 to 567 and encodes 188 amino acids.